Molecule: messenger RNA, 674 nt
Organism: Orbicella faveolata
Lineage: Eukaryota; Metazoa; Cnidaria; Anthozoa; Scleractinia; Merulinidae
Product: MAM and LDL-receptor class A domain-containing protein 1-like
Biological process (GO): proteolysis
Cellular component (GO): membrane
Molecular function (GO): protein binding; serine-type endopeptidase activity
Source: RefSeq, a predicted model, not a curated record
GGUAUAUAGUAUUCCUGCCUUGGCUUUCAGAUUCCAGAAUUUUUACUAAUUACAAUUUGUUGACCCUUAAACACGACCGUGUAUCGGUUAUCAGACAACUCAUAUGAUAAAAAUUCAUGUACUCGUUUCAGUCUGGUGUGAUUUUGACCACGGUUUGUGUUCUGGAUGGAAUCAAUCGUCUGCAGAUGAUUUUAAUUGGACGUUGGCCUAUGGUUCGACGCCUUCCUCUUCUACAGGUCCAGCCCACGGUCAAGGGGGUUCAGGAAAAUAUAUGUUCAUCGAGGCGUCCUCCCCGAGAAAGCCUGGCGAAAUUGCAAAACUUGUGGUUACUGUUCCAAAUAAUGGAAAUCAAUCGUGUCUAUCAUUUUACUAUCACAUGUAUGGGGCGUCGGCUGGAACUCUUAAUGUCUACAGUGGAAAUACCAAAGUUCUUUCUACGUCCGGAAACAAGGGAGAUAAUUGGUUGAUAAUGGAAGCGAACAUAUAUCUGGAUGGAGUGGUAAGUAAAAUAUUACCUCUCACAGAUACUUUGAAAGCUAUAUCAAGCGGUCCAAUUUUAAGUGGAUUUAUUAACAGUAGCCGGCAAUUGUUAGUCUCGGAAGUUAAUUCAAGAAAUUGCUGUAACCUCGGCCUCUAAAUAUCAAGCUGUACGGUUUGCACAUUAUGAAAACCAA